Molecule: messenger RNA, 975 nt
Organism: Aspergillus niger
Lineage: Eukaryota; Fungi; Ascomycota; Eurotiomycetes; Eurotiales; Aspergillaceae
Exons: 2
Coding region: 1-975 (324 amino acids)
Source: RefSeq, a predicted model, not a curated record
AUGCUUCGUCUUCUGGUUAUCUCGGUCCUCUUUGCUACAGCUCUCGGGUACCGUCUAACAGAGUACACAGGCGAGCGCUGCACAAGAGCUGAAGCUGGAGUUCAUCGACUUGCAGGACCUAGUGCGUGCAGCAAACUCAGCAAUGUCAAUGCAAAGUCAAUACUAGUGAAAAUUGAUAAUAUCUACGAUGACCAACAUUCCGUCAUUGUCUACGAGAAUGACAACUGCACAGGAUCCAUCCUCGGAGUCAUUAAUAAUAUGAACGGCUGCAUGAACCUACAUUACCUCAACAACAUCGUCGGCAGGUCCGUCAAGGUGAUCUCCGGUACCGUGGAAUCCGAAGUACUUAAAAAUGAAGGCUUCGAGACCAAUCACCUAUACAAUCUUCCUGCGCAGGAUGCAAACCACAUCAUGGUCCCGAUCGCCCAUGCUUUCUUCCGCACUGUUGAUAUAUCCCACCACGCGGACGACGGUACUUACGACGACGAAUCCUUUGACAUGUUCGAAACCACUGAACUCGAUCAUGUCCUCCGCUUGCAGAGCAGCGUCACCAUGCCCCUCGCAGAAUCCGCCAGCUCAACAUCCAUCCGUCUUGAAAGGGCCGAUUUACUCGAGCGGAUAUUAGGAGGGUUGGAGGGGUUGGAGGCGGCAGCGAAGUCAUUCGCGAUGCAAGUGUCAGAGAAAAUGAGGGUUAUCUAUAGUUCGUCGGCCUACCGCGCAGAGGAACUGGAGGAUAACUUUGAAAGUGCCACCGAGCGAGCAUCAAGCAGGGGAGAUUCCGACUUCUCACACUCCCAGAAGAAGAUGGGACGUCUGGUCAGGAGAUUGAUGGACUCGGCUCAGUCGCAGGGCCUUAUCAACGCGCAAUGGCAAGUGAAAGAUAAAUGUGACAGGACGUGGGAGGUGACACUCAAGAUGAGGGAACACAAUGAGGAUGAGGGCAGGUCAUUUUGGAAUAGCCAUGGAGUCUCCUAA